AUGAGCCUGUUCGCCAAUCUGCGGGCCCGAGCAGUCCAGCUGUUUGACAAUUCGGACACAGGCGGCAUAUAUUCAAGGGAACAGACCAAAGAUGAGCUGUUCAGGGCAAAGUACAAACUGCCUGAGCCUGAAACGCCUAUGCAGACCGUCCCUGUACAGCUGGUUGCCAUUGAAUCAGGCGGCCCAAUGACCGGCCCAACGUUCGAGGGUGAUCUCACGCUCUCAGAGUCUUUUCUGCUAUUUGAGUGCCACAAGAACGCUCGGGCGUGCUGUUUUGCUUUACCACUUGUCGUAGUGCGGCGAGUGGAACGGCUGCCGUCCCGAAAUUAUUUGUUUGCUUUACAGAUCGAGCUGUAUCCUGGUCAUGCGAUCAUUGUGAAUUUCAAUGGGCUUAUUUCUGGGUGCGAAGAAUUCUGUGCUAUGUUCAAGCAGAAUUUACGCACCAACCUGCCGUUGGCAAAGCAGGCGCGGAAGUUUUCAACCACCUUCUACUCCGAGUACAUGGUCGACUUUUUAGAAUGGAAGCGUACCACGCCCAACGACGAAGCGUCCAAGCCGCAACCGCCAGAGGGUGGAUUAGGAAGAACUUUUGGGUUUCCUGGUGAUGCCAAAAAGUUAAGAGACCGUGCUAAAGUUCGACUUUGGGCUGAAUACUUUCAGAGCCACGGACGUAAUAUUACGCUGAUUUGCCAACCGGGAUUUUACAAGCUUAUUCGAGUCGGUCUACCUAAUCGGUUGCGAGGCGAAAUCUGGGAAGAGUGUUCCGGUGCUGUGUACCACCGCCUCCGGUCUCCAAACUUCUACGAAUCAAUGCUCUUGGAAUACACUGGUCAGGCAUCAUUAGCUAUUGAGGAGAUUGAAAAAGACCUCAAUAGAUCAUUACCGGAAUACCAAGGAUACCAAUCUCCAGAGGGCAUUGACAAGCUUCGCCGGGUUUUGACUGCUUACAGUUGGAAAAAUCCCGAAGUAGGCUACUGUCAGGCAAUGAACAUUGUUGCAGCUGCUCUUUUGAUUUACCAAACCGAAGAGCAAGCGUUUUGGACAUUAAAUAUACUCUGCAAUAAUAUGCUUCCCGGUUAUUAUUCUCGGACCAUGUACGGUACCCUACUGGACCAGAAGGUCUUGGAGAAACUAAUGGAGAGGACCAUGCCUAUGCUGUACGUUCACAUGCAGAAGCGAGAAGUUCCCCUGUCUGUUGUGUCUUUGCCCUGGUUUUUAUCUUUGUUCAUUAAUGCCAUGCCACUGGUUUACGCAUUCCGUAUUAUGGACAUAUUUUUCCUUGAAGGCUCCAGGGUCCUGUUCCAAGUGGCAUUGGCUAUUUUCAAAGUGAAUGGGGAGGUAAUUCUUGCUGCAGAGGAUAAUACCAAAAUUGUCGAGGUCCUACGCAACUACUUUGAUACUUUAGACCAGCCAUGCGGAUUCCCUGCCCGCCCAGGUAAGCCGCCAGUUACAAAAUUCCAGGAACUUAUGGUUAUUGCAUUCCGUGAAUUCUCUGUUAUUACCGACAAGAUGAUUCGAGGUUAUCGUGCCAAGAAUGAAAGCCAGAUUUUAACUGAAAUCGAGACGUUUGCCAAACGGACCCAGCUCCGCAACCUCCCCAAGACAUCCCAUUUGACUGUGGACCAAACCUCCCUUAUUUAUGACAAAUUUUAUGCUUCUGUACAAGAGCAACGGCCAGGACUCGGUGGCCAUACGCAAAACCUCUCUUUCAGCCAGUUUUUGACUUUCCUCAGUGGCAUUUGCUUGUCAAUGCAACCCAAAUACAUUUCACGCAAAGAGCUGGAACGUAAUGACUUCAUUCGUCGCCUCUUCAAAAACUGGGACCAUAAAUCUAGAGACGAGUUGUCGCUUGCCGAUGUCGUGGCGGGGGUUGACGGGCUUUACUCAGGUAACCUCAUGGAUGCUAUGAAUUGCUUUUUUGAGCUUUUUGCCAAGGAAAACAAUGUUAUCGAUGAGAAUGGGAUUCUGGCCAUGUCAGAGGCUAUGCUUCUAUUCAUGCGACCAUUUUCUCAGCAAGAUGGCCUGCUCGAUCGAAAAUCCCAGCUGGAAUUGAACAAAGUCACCAUCGAAGACCCCGAUCGAAUGGCUGCUGCUCAAGACGAAAUUCGACAACAACAAAGUGUACGAUACCUUUCUGCUGUUUCAGGCUUUAUACAACGAGCCGCAGCGCAGGCUAAACUCGACGGCGAGACAGUUAAUGUCACGCACCACAUGGAUCUUAUUGAUUUCAAUGAAGAAUCAGACACCGAAGAGAAACCGGAAACAAGACCGGCAGGACUUUCUCUUCCUUCAUUCCGUAUGGUCGUUCUCGCGGACGAAACCUUGGAGGACUUUUUCUCCGAGACUCUUAGAGCACUUAUGGAUCUCGCAGGUGGCGCAUCAUAUAGAUCACCAGUUCUUGCCUUGCGGUCAGUGGUUGAUGGCCUUAUUUCUGAUGGUUAUCGCAUGGCUGGCGAAGUCCGUCGCCGUAUCGACGAACUCGACAAGAGCAUGGAUGGACUCGAUCUCGACACAAAUGUCACCUCCUCUGAUCGAUCUCUGCUUGAAGAUUAG
Messenger RNA from Wickerhamiella sorbophila, 2553 nucleotides. RefSeq names its product GTPase-activating protein GYP2. The record is from RefSeq and is a predicted model, not a curated record. Bases 1 to 2553 code for a protein of 850 amino acids. Lineage: Eukaryota; Fungi; Ascomycota; Dipodascomycetes; Dipodascales; Trichomonascaceae. The transcript has a single exon.